Salvelinus sp. IW2-2015 is the source of this 2211-nucleotide messenger RNA. RefSeq names its product solute carrier family 25 member 36-A. The record is from RefSeq and is a predicted model, not a curated record. Gene Ontology annotation, molecular function: pyrimidine nucleotide transmembrane transporter activity. Gene Ontology annotation, biological process: pyrimidine nucleotide import into mitochondrion. Gene Ontology annotation, cellular component: mitochondrion. NCBI's taxonomy places the organism in Eukaryota, Metazoa, Chordata, Actinopteri, Salmoniformes, Salmonidae.
UCUAGGGAUAUGACCGAUCGCCUCUUACUGCAGCGGUGAACAGUUCAGAAACGAAAGCUAGGGGGACUGUUGCAAAUAACGAUUGAUAAAAGCAAGAAUACAUAAAACAAUCUUCCUUUUGAGUUUCUCUUCUUUUGUAGUAUAACGAUCUACAAAUUCAAAUAAGGUCUGUUCAAAGAGGUGAUUGCUCGAAACGAAGAUAAGGGUUUGUGUAGCACGCAAGUAGACUAGCUGUCUAGCUAACGUUGCUACGGCAAUCUGAAUCACCCUUCUAACUGUUACUGAUUGAUAAUCGACGUCGCUGAUUUAUCGAAGUGCGCAAGUCGUCUUCGAAAUCGGGGUGGUCGACCGUUCGCCAUCCAACCCUGUCUUCCCCCUUGACGCAGUCCGAAGAGUGUACUGGUACAGAGAAUGCUAAAGAAUGAGUCAAAGGGAUACAUUGGUUCAUUUGUUUGCCGGAGGGUGUGGGGGCACAGUGGGUGCUAUUCUGACUUGUCCGCUGGAAGUAGUGAAGACCAGACUCCAGUCCUCUCAUGUCACCUUUUACAUCUCUGAGGUGCAGCUCAGCACCGUCAACGGGGCCAGUGUGGCCCGCAUGGCCCCCCCGGGACCCUUGCACUGCCUCAAGUUGAUACUGGAGAAGGAGGGACCCCGCUCGCUUUUCAGAGGGCUGGGGCCCAACCUGGUGGGUGUGGCUCCUUCCAGAGCCAUCUACUUUGCAGCCUACUCCACUGCCAAGGAGAAGCUGAACGGUGUGUUUGAGCCUGACUCCACGCAAGUCCACAUGGUGUCUGCAGGCCUAGCAGGGUUCACUGCUAUCACUGCAACCAAUCCCAUCUGGCUGAUAAAGACCCGGUUGCAACUGGAUGCCAGAAACCGUGGCGAGCGGCGCAUGAAUGCCUUCGAGUGCAUGCGGCGGGUCUACCAGACGGAGGGAUGGCGUGGCUUCUACCGCGGUAUGUCUGCCUCGUACGCCGGCAUCUCCGAGACAGUCAUCCACUUUGUCAUCUACGAGAGCAUCAAGCGCAAGCUGAUGGAGUCCAAGGCCCAGGCCAGCAUGGAUCAGGACGAGGAUGAGUCGGUGAAAGAAGCCUCAGAUUUUGUGGGUAUGAUGCUGGCAGCCGCCACAUCCAAGACCUGCGCCACCUCCAUUGCCUAUCCCCACGAGGUGAUCCGCACCCGGCUACGAGAGGAGGGCAGCAAGUACCGCUCCUUCUUCCAGACAUUGCUGACAGUACCUAAGGAGGAGGGCUACCGCGCCCUGUACCGCGGUCUCACCACCCAUCUGGUCCGCCAGAUCCCCAACACCGCUAUAAUGAUGUCCACCUACGAGAUGGUGGUCUACCUGCUCCAACGCUAGCCCCUCCCCUUCCUGUCUGGAGAGGAAGUAGGAAGUGACUGACUUGGUUGGGGAUAUCUAAGAUGGAGACCAAAGGAAAACCGAUACUGACCAGAACCAAGAAGAAAGAAGAAGAGCUCCCCCACUAAUUCCCCACCAACAACCCCAACCCCCCCUAAGCCUACAGGCCACCCCACAAGGGGGCGCUAUGGUCUGGGAUGAUAGAGAAAGGAUGGGGUGGGAGGAAGAGAGAGGGACGGAGAGAGACCAUUGGGUCAGUCCUGAGCCUGUCAAACAGUCUCUGAAAGAAAGACGGAAAUCAUUUUGUGGCCUUCAAGAGUUUAGUCUGUCUCUCUGUAGAAUGAAACCAAUCUGCUUUAGCCUGUAUCGGAGAUGACAAUCUGAAAGGGGAAUGCAAGAAAACAAUCGAUAAAAAACAGGCGUCAUAACAACACUAUGAACAUUAUAGAAAAUGUUUAUUGCAAAAUGUUCCACCAGUAGUUCUAUUUGAUUAGAUUAGCACUUUUUCCCUAGGAUUUAGCAUAUAAGCCAGGUAUGGGCAACUGGCGGCCCGCUUUUUGAAGGCCCUUGGAUCAACUUCCCCGAACUCAGUCGGGGUCUCAACUUACUGUUGCAAGUUAGAAUAGCAGAAUACACAAGGUGCAAUUUUAAAAUUAGGUUGUGCAUCAGCAGUUUCUCUUAUGUCAGUCACUGACAGUCAAUCAGCCUAUCCAUGUCAGCGAAAAUGUUUUUGAUUAGUAAGUUAGUCGAGCGGCUGGUGGGCCCGCAUUGAUUUUGUUACAUGCUGACCACACUGCUCGCGUUGCAAAAUAAAUUUACGCCUACAUGUUAUUCAAUCAUUGCACCCACAC